AAAACAGUUUGUUGACUGGGCGAUGUGUCACGCGACAGUACUGUGACACUGUUGUUUUUUUUAUGUUGACUUCUAGUUCUCCUUUGUACAAAGUAUUGAUUUAAGGCGAGACAAAGUAAACAUUUGAGCGGUAAACAUUAUCUAGUUUAAUGGAAUCAAUCGAAGAACACAGGGACGUGUUUAAAUAAUUAAAGGUUUGAACUCUUACUAAUCAAGAAGCAACCUAAGCCAGUGUGUUGGUUGAGGAUGGCUAACAACAGGGAUGCCGGUGAGAGCACCCCACUUUUGGACUCAAGUUCUGGGGACAGUCCUCCACCACCAUCAAUUUUCCAGGGAAGAAGACUAGCAUGUGCUGCCAUCCUGCUGGCUGAAUCAUUGGAAAGGAUUGCAUUCUAUGGCAUCACGUCCAAUCUUGUCCUGUUUCUCAACAGUAGCCCCUUUUAUUGGGAGGGCACACAAGCAAGCCAGGCACCUCUCAUGUUCAUGGGAGUCACUUACCUGAUCUCACCAUUUGGAGGCUGGUUGGCCGAUGCAUACCUUGGGAAAUUCUGGACAAUUGCUUCAAGUUUGAUCCUAUAUUUUCUUGGCAUGCUAUUUUUCCCUUUCAUUUCUAAUGAUGACACCAGGACCAGACUAUGUGGUGAAGAGGUCGCGUUUCCUGUGCAACCUGCUGAGUGUCUGAGUACCAACAGUACCCCUCCAAGCAAUGUCACUUGCCCCAUUCGGGCACCAUAUUGUGGCCCAGUAGUCUACAGUGGACUGUUUUUAAUCGCAUUAGGUGUGGGUACUGUGAAGUCCAACAUCACUCCGUUUGGGGCAGAUCAGGUCAAAGACAGAGGACCGGAGGCCACACGCAGAUUCUUCAACUGGUUUUAUUGGUGCAUCAACUUAGGAGCCAUCCUGUCACUGGGAGGCGUGGCCUACAUCCAGCAAAACAUCAGCUUUGAGCUUGGCUACAUCAUUCCCACCGUGUGCCUUGGGGUUUCCUUCCUGGUCUUUCUCCUGGGCCGAACUGUCUUCAUAACCAAACCUGCUGAUGGCAGUGCCUUCACAGAUAUGUUUAAGAUUCUGAGCUUCGCUUGCUGUUCCAAAAAACCCAAGGAGCCUAAUCUGCUCCGCAACAAACCAACACUAUUAGAUGGUGCCAAAGUGACCUAUGGAGGGAAAUUUCCAGAAGAGAAAGUAGAUGAAUUGAAAGCCCUGGUGAAAAUCCUCCCUGUUUUCCUAGCCCUUAUCCCAUACUGGACUGUGUACUUCCAGAUGCAGACAACGUACAUCCUGCAGAGCCUCCAUCUGAAGAUUCCUGAUACUGCCUCGAACAGCACUGCUGACUCCCACCAGAUGACGUUCCGCUUCCCGGCAGCUUGGCUCACCAUGUUUGACGCAGUGCUCAUCCUUAUGCUGAUUCCCCUUAAGGACAAAGUGGUGGACCCCAUCCUGAAACGCCGCGGCCUGCUGCCCUCCUCUCUGAAGAGGAUUGCAGUGGGGAUGUUCUUUGUUAUGUGGUCGGCUGUGGCAGCGGGUAUUUUGGAGACCAAACGCCUGGAGAUUGUCAAAUCAAAUGGUACUAUUGACCAGGUGCUUGGCAACGUUGUCUACUACGCAGCAGAUUUACCCAUAUGGUGGCAAGUGCCUCAAUACGUGCUGAUAGGAAUCAGUGAAAUCUUUGCCAGCAUUGCAGGUCUGGAGUUUGCCUAUUCUGCUGCCCCCAAGUCCAUGCAGAGUGCCAUUAUGGGGCUCUUCUUCUUUUUCUCUGGGAUUGGCUCCUUUGUGGGCUCUGGUUUGUUGGCUAUUGUGUCCAUCAAGGAGAUUGGCUGGAUGUCAUCACACAGAGACUUUGGUAAUAUCAAUGACUGCUCUCUGCACUACUACUUCUUUCUUCUGGCGGGGAUCCAGGGCGUCACCUUGCUGGUCUUCCUCAUUGUUUCUGUCAAAUAUGACAAACAGAGGGCCAGAGCAGGAAGCCAACGGCAGAGACACAUCUCCUCUUGACCCCAACAACAAGCCCCAUAGUGUAUCCCUCUCACCGUACCUGCCUUUCCCGGUCAAAUCACACAGUGCCCAAAGAGCCUGUCGAAUAGGUACUUACUAAUCAAAUCCUACGACGUCACCACUGUAAAACGUUUUACAUUUAAAUAUAUGUUUCUUAUUUAAGUUUGUUUUAGCUUGUAAUCAGGGAUUCUUUAUCCUCUUUUUUUAUAACAAUAAUGGUUUUACAUCACUGCUGGAUGUACAGGUACCACUGAAAAUAUAGAGAUUAAUACAGGAGUUAUGUUUUUAAUUCAUUUCUACUGUACUCUGUUACUCCUGUGUGUUUACUCCUAUUACCUUUCUUUGAUCAUUUGCACUUGACUUGAGGAGUGGUGCCAUAAAAAAUACAAUAUCUAGAUAUUUCUAGUCUUGUUUAGUUGUUUUUAAAGUGAGAUUUUUACUUUUGUUUUCUAGCAAUGUCUUAUUUUUGCAGGAACUUUUAUGCUAACCACUUUUCUUGCUGACCUUAGUAUGACAAAUGAUCACUAUUUAGUCAAAUUAUUUACAGUAUUUCUGGACAUUCAUCCACAGCCUGACAUUGGGGUGUUCUAUGCAUUAAGUGUACUUGAAUGUUAGCGUUAUUCUUUAUUUAUGUUUAUCCUCUUUGGGCUGCGGGAGAGCUUCAAAUACCUAUGCAGCAACAUCCAAGUUGUGAACAAAUUGAAUGGGAAAUUAAUACAGAGGGUAAUUUUAUGUUUAUGUGUUGGUGCAGAUUCCCAGAGGUGAUUGCUGUUAUUGUUGAGACAGAAUUGGGCUUUUUUUGUUUGUGGAGAUUCCAAACGAACACACUGCAAUUUAUAUUCAACUAAUCAGAUCUAAUAUUCAAAUCUAAUAUUUGGAGAAAAAUAAGUAUCCCACGUUUGUUUCCACUGCCUGUGAUUGCAUAUUGUAAAUCCACAUAAAUCCACCCAGUAAAUCCAGUAUAAAUCCACAGACAGCACCAUACAUGAAUAAUGAUAACUCCUCAUGUUAAAAAUACUCCAUGACUCCUUUGAAGCUUCAGAGCAGUUUUUUUUUUUUUUUUGGUCAAGCUGCAAAGCUGCAAGUCAGUGUGACACAACUAAUUAGAACCUAACCUUAAGCUUAAUAGGAAACCUUGAGUGUAGCUCUUAAAAUAUCUGUGGCAUUAGUGCUUGGAUCGUGAUAAAAAAUAGUUUUUGACUUGAUAAAAUGACAAGAAUGAAAAAUGUAACUCAUUCACAUUUACAUCUUUAGCUUUAAAUUUAGCCAUAAUCGCAGUAUUUCUUGUCAGGAACUUUUUGCAGUGUUGUUAUGGUUUUGAAGCUUUGCCAGAAAAUCUUAAAAAAUAAGCAUCUGUUUUGUUGUUGUAUUUAUUAGACUGUGAUACAUUUGUUUUAACUUUAUAUUUUUAAGAAGAAAGAUACUGCCUGUGUGUGUGAUUCUUCAAGCCUCCAAAUAAGGUACAGCACAAGCUACAAAAUGGUAUUAAAACAAGAAAACUCUCAGGGCUCGAGGAAUAGUGUCAAGUGUAACUCUCCAGGAAAAGUAAAAAACUGCCUUUGGGAACUCAGAUCAGUGUUUACCCUGUGGUGUAAAUGAAGGUACAUUUGUUGUCAUAAUACAUAAAAACCAGAAGCUAUCUUGCUGACAGUAUGGGAUGGUUGAUUUUAGUUUGUGUUUAAUUGUUUGGAUAAAUGGAUAUUCCUUGUUUUAUUGCAUAUUUUAUAUACACUUGCUGUGUCAUCUCAGUCCUCUUACAAAGAUUUGUUAAAGGGGACCUAUUAUGCCUUUCCUUAUUUUCUGUCAUAUACAGUGUUACAAUGUUGGAUGUUCAUAUUAAACUGGUGAAAGUGUCAAACGUA
Messenger RNA from Thunnus maccoyii (southern bluefin tuna), 3854 nucleotides. RefSeq names its product solute carrier family 15 member 4 (gene slc15a4). The record is from RefSeq and is a predicted model, not a curated record. The coding region runs from base 247 to 1992 and encodes 581 amino acids. Gene Ontology annotation, biological process: transmembrane transport; oligopeptide transport. Gene Ontology annotation, molecular function: transmembrane transporter activity. Lineage: Eukaryota; Metazoa; Chordata; Actinopteri; Scombriformes; Scombridae. Gene Ontology annotation, cellular component: membrane. The transcript is spliced from 9 exons.